This is a messenger RNA of Pectinophora gossypiella (pink bollworm), 1505 nucleotides long. Its product is annotated as ribose-phosphate pyrophosphokinase 2-like. The coding region runs from base 70 to 1098 and encodes 342 amino acids. The record is from RefSeq and is a predicted model, not a curated record. Gene Ontology annotation, cellular component: cytoplasm; ribose phosphate diphosphokinase complex. The transcript has a single exon. Gene Ontology annotation, molecular function: magnesium ion binding; ribose phosphate diphosphokinase activity. Gene Ontology annotation, biological process: 5-phosphoribose 1-diphosphate biosynthetic process; ribonucleoside monophosphate biosynthetic process; purine nucleotide biosynthetic process. NCBI's taxonomy places the organism in Eukaryota, Metazoa, Arthropoda, Insecta, Lepidoptera, Gelechiidae.
GAGCAAAUAAACUCGCAUUUCGUCAGUGAUCACCAGCGGGUAAGAACACUUGUUUACGAACAUCUCCUCAUGAAAGUUGACGACAAGACAGAACAAGGCGAGGAGAAAAGAGAAAGACAAUUCAACAACCCAAGCCCAAGGAUGCCAAACAUUAAAGUUUUCACUGGAAGCUCCCACCCUGACAUCGCUAAGAAGAUAUCCGCGCGACUUGGUAUCGAUCUCGGCCGCGCAACAACAAAGACAUUCAGUAAUAAGGAAACGAACGUGGAAAUUGGUGAAUCUGUUCGCGGUGAGGAUGUUUACAUCGUCCAGAGUGGCUGUGGAGAGAUCAACGACAACCUGAUGGAACUUUUCAUUAUGAUCAACGCCUGUAAGAUAGCUUCUGCGUCACGAGUCACCGCUGUUAUUCCUUGCUUCCCGUACUCCAGGCAAGACAAGAAAGAGAAGAGCCGAGCUCCUAUCACAGCGAAACUUCUCGCUAACCUAGUGUCAGUGGCCGGAGCUGAUCAUGUCAUCACUAUCGACCUUCACGCGUCGCAAAUUCAAGGGUUCUUUAACAUCCCGGUGGAUAACCUUUACGCUGAACCAGCGAUCACUAAAUGGAUCAAAGAGAACAUUCCAGAAUGGAAGAGUAGUGUAAUGGUGUCUCCUGACGCGGGUGGUGUGAAGAGGAUGACAGGUAUUGCUGACAGGCUUGAUAUAGACUUCGCUAUCAUCCAUAAGGAGAGGCAGCGGGCGAACGAAGGGGACUCGACAGUUCUGGUUGGCGAUGUUAGAGACAGAACAGCAAUUAUGGUGGAUGAUUUAGCUGACACUUGCGACACUAUUGUUAAGGGAGCUGAGAAGCUUCGUGAAGCUGGAGCUACGAAGAUCUAUGCUAUUCUGACCCAUGGAGUUUUGGCUGGUGACGCUAUAGAGAAGAUAAACAAUUCGUGCUUAGAGGCGUUUGUCGUGACCAAUACGAUCCCUCAAGAGCACAAUAUGAAGAGGUGUCCUAAACUGCAGUGUAUCGAUAUUUCUGUGAUGCUAGCUGAAGCUAUCAGGCGUACCCACUAUGCAGAGUCUGUCUCCUACCUGUUCACCAAUGUACCCUAUUAAAAAUACCUAGUUAAGUAUUCUGUUGUGUUAUAGCUUAUUAAAAGAGUCUAUAUGAAAAUUAUGUACUUAUUCUUGUAAAAAAUAUUAAGUAUGAAUCUUAUUUGUACUGUAAAGUACUAAUCUAAGCUAAACGCACUGUUGCUGCAUAUAGAUAUUAAGUAGGUACCUAGCAACUGAAACUCUCUUCUUACUACUUAUUUAAAAUAUAUCUUAUCCUACCACGAGUAACCAACUUUACAUUCAAAUUUAGCGCUCCAUCUCUAUCUAGAAUCGAUAAAAGAAAAUUACUUACGUACUUACCUACCAACUUACAUACAUAAAUAUAAAACGCUUUUCAAACAAAUGCGAUCCUUUUAUUGUAUUACGUGUAAGUAGGUACAUCUUCUUCGUAAUACAUGUGCUAUCUA